Molecule: messenger RNA, 1092 nt
Organism: Chelonoidis abingdonii (Abingdon island giant tortoise)
Lineage: Eukaryota; Metazoa; Chordata; Testudines; Testudinidae
Product: beta-1,3-galactosyltransferase 1-like
Biological process (GO): protein O-linked glycosylation
Cellular component (GO): Golgi membrane
Molecular function (GO): N-acetyl-beta-D-glucosaminide beta-(1,3)-galactosyltransferase activity
Source: RefSeq, a predicted model, not a curated record
AUGAGGCACAGCUUCCCGUGCAAACUGCUCUUCGCCUGCUUCUCCUGCCUCUUCCUGCUGGUUAUCAUCGGCCACCAGGACGACCCCAGAACCCCGCAGUGGAGGCUCUUGUAUGGACCCCGGGGUGAGCCUGUCUCUGCGGAGCAGCUCCACAGCAGCCCCAUCUUCCAGUGGCAAGGCACCGAGGACGAGAGAGCUGGGGACUCCAUGCCUGUGCCCGUGCCCAGCCGCCCGCCAGUGUCCACCAGGCACCCGCUGCAGGUCGUCUACCCCUACAGCUACCGCUUCCUUCUGAAUGAGCUGGAUAAGUGCCAGGAGCGGGCGCCUUUCCUGGUGCUGCUGGUGGUGACGGAGCCCAAGGACAUCAUGGUGAGGAACGUCAUCCGCCAGACCUGGGGCAACGAGAGCACCGUGCCCGGGGUCUCCAUGGUGCGGCUCUUCCUGACUGGGGUCCACCCGCUCUUCGGCUCCCCGCUGCAGCGGCUGCUGGAGGAAGAGAGCGCCCUGCACCGUGACAUCAUCCAGCAGGACUUCCUGGACACCUACAACAACCUGACCCUGAAGACGCUGAUGGGCAUGGAGUGGGUGAGCAGGCACUGCCCCAAUGCCAGCUACGUGAUGAAGGCCGACAGCGACAUCUUCCUCAACGUGGGCUUCCUCGCCCGGGAGCUGCUGCAGCCCCAGCUGCCGCCCAAGAAGGACUUCAUGACGGGGUACAUCUACAGGAACACGGGGCCGCUGCGGAGCAAGGCGUACAAGUGGUACGUGCCCCGGGAGGUGUACCCCAACAACACCUACCCCCCAUACUGCGGCGGCCCCGGCUACGUGCUUUCUGGAGACCUUGCCAAGAAGGUGUAUGGGGCGGCCCAGACCCUCCGGGUCAUCAACAUGGAGGACGUGUUCAUGGGGCUCUGUUUGCACAAGCUGGGCGUCAGCGUGACCAACAGCCCCUGGGGCCUCUUCAACAUCGGCAGGCUGGAGUACGAGAAGUGCCAGUUCUCCCAGCUCGUGCUGGUGCAUCACUUCGGGCCCAGGGACCUGCUGAGGGUCUGGCCAGACUUCCAGGGCGGGAACAAGACCUGCCCCAGCUAG